Molecule: messenger RNA, 327 nt
Organism: Leptinotarsa decemlineata (Colorado potato beetle)
Lineage: Eukaryota; Metazoa; Arthropoda; Insecta; Coleoptera; Chrysomelidae
Gene: nuf
Product: rab11 family-interacting protein nuf
Biological process (GO): regulation of cytokinesis; endocytic recycling
Cellular component (GO): midbody; recycling endosome membrane; endocytic vesicle
Source: RefSeq, a predicted model, not a curated record
AAAUGGAAUGUACUGUAUAUGUACAGAACAAGUGAAGCGAGACUCUCGUCGGGGAUAAACAGAAACACAUGGUUACGUACGAGUUUGAGGAGGUCGUCACCGAAUAACCAGGAUAACCUUCCUAACAGGAGAUGGGGCUCGUUUCGACACAACGGGCGACGUCAACAACUCGGGUCCAAUGCACUAGCCAGCCAGUUGUACCGGAGUUCGAGUUUCAAUUCGUCCGGCAGAAGCAGCACGUGCGACACUGCUGAUGAUACUAGCAUGUACUCGGAUGCUUCUUUGGAAGAGGACGUGCAUGAUUUGCAUCACAAAGUGAGUACCUGA